AAGUAUGAAAUGUCAAUUUCAUCAUCACCCUCACCGGAAAAUCUACGCAUUUGCCUGGUCGGCGAUGUAAUACAAAAUAAUGCUGCCGUUGAAGCUGCUCAUACAUUUGGUGUGCCGGUCAUAACAUCGGAAACUGGUCUGGAACUUAUUAACGAUUAUGAUUGGCGUACCUAUUUUAUAUUGAAUGAAUUCGAGGGUCCUGUCUAUGAGGCAAUACACAAAAGUAAACAAUGUAUAUUGGGUCCUCCAGCUUUACGCCAGGCAGCCGAAAUGAAAGAUGGUCUUACACACAAUGCCCGUCCCAUUUAUAAUUAUUCCAUGCGUGGUGUGGUUACAUGCUUUACUGGCAUACGCAAAAAAGAUGAAUUGACAAAACUGGUCAAUUUGAUCCAUUCAAUGGGCGGUUGUAUACGAAAGGAUAUGAAUUCCAAAAUAACCCAUUUAAUUAGUUCACACAGUGGUGGUGAUAAGUAUCAAUACGCAAAAACCUUUCGUUUAACUGUGGUACGUCCAAAUUGGGUAUAUGCUGCAUGGGAACGACGAGAUGAUCCACAAUUUAAAGCAACCACAGAAGAAUUUUCCAAAGAACAUAAACUGAAAGCUUUUGAGGGACAGAAAAUUUGCUUUUUCGGAUUUCCAGCCGAUGAACAUCAACACAUGGUGGAUGUGCUGAAAAGUAAUGGUGGCGUACCUGCAGAAUUAGAUGAUCCGGAAUGUUCGCAUGUGGUCGUUGAUGAGCAUAGUACCCAACAAAAACCCGAACCCAAAAAUAAUCGUACACAUAUUUUAAAAUCGGAUUGGUUUUGGUAUACCAUACAAAAUGGUUAUGCCGAUGAAAUGGAUUAUCUGUUUGGGGAUUAUUUGGAUAGCAUUGCCAAUACCCCCAAUACCGAUCGUCGUGAUUCAUUGCCGAUAAGUUUUAAUAAACGUAAACGCAAACGUUUCUCCCAACGCAUCCAGUUAGAGGGUACACCCUUGGGUUCAACCAAACGUCGUUCAUCGGUUUCGGAUGCUGGCCUGCUGUCAGCAUCGGGUAGUUUCUUUGAUUGUAGCGGUACACCGAAUAAAUUGGAAAAUGGUACAAUACUCACAGAACCCGAAACAUCAACAUGUGAACAGCAAACACCACCGGGUAAAAAGGCAUCGAUGCGUUUCAAUCAUUUUAUGGAUUUCUUUAGUACAGAAUCGAAUUAUGUUGGCAUCUUGGAUACUAUUGUGAAUCUCUUCAAAAAUCCCCUCGAAGAAAUUGCCGAAUCAAGUGAUGCACUGUUGAAUAAAUCCGAAAUCAAAGCAAUUUUUGGUAAUUUCCUACCCAUACAUGAAGUACAUCAGCGAAUGUUGGAACGUUUACGGGCCAUACACAAUAAAUGGAGUGAAGAUUGUCUAAUCGGUGAUAUUAUUCUCCAACAUCAAGAUGAUCUAAUAAAAGCCUAUCCACCCUAUGUUAAUUUCUUUGAGCAAAUGAAAGAGACACUGAUACAGUGUGAUACACAAAAUCCACGUUUUCAUGCUUUUUUGAAAAUCAAUCAAACCAAACCAGAAUGUGGACGUCAGACAUUACAGGAUCUGAUGAUAAGACCAGUACAGCGAUUACCCAGUAUAAGUUUGCUGUUGAAUGACAUACUUAAACAUACCAAUAAAAGUAAUCCAGAUUAUGCCCGAUUGGAGGAGGCCCUUAAGGCCAUUCGUGUUGUAAUGAUGCACAUUAAUGAGGAUAAGCGAAAGACAGAAUCGCGUAUGGCCAUAUUUGAUAUAUUCAAUGAUAUUGAAGGUUGUCCGGCCCACUUAGUUAGCUCCAAUCGUAAUUUCAUAUCUCGCUGUGAAGUCUCUGAACUUACUGAUAGUCUCAGUGGUCGUGGUGAUCACUUGGUUUUGUACUUAUUUUCCGAUUCCAUUGAAGUGUGUAAGAAGCGUUCACGUGGCUUUAAUAGUGCCAAAUCGCCAAGCACCGCCAAAUCAUAUAAGCACAUCAAAUUGAUGUCCCUAAAUGCCAUACGUUUUGUCAUCGACAUAACGGAUAGCCCGAGAGCAUUUGCCUUGCUUUGUCGUCAGGAUAAGGACAAAUUGCAUUCAUUCACCAUUACCGAUGAGGAAAUCGAUAAAGUGAUGUACUUGAAAACGCUUUGCAAGCAAAUGGCAGAGAAUGCUUGUCGCACAGAUACGGAUAAAGCCUUACUAUGUCGGACUUCUCAGGAAUUGGAAGUGGAUAUUAGUGAUGUAAACUUAAGUACCCUAUCGAAAGCAUUUAAAUUGGCGGCACGUACCCGUUUGAAGGUCGGGCGCGCAUUUUCAUUCAACAAAACCCCUUCCAAAUUGAAACGCGCUGUAUCAACAAUGAUGACAUCACCAUUUGGCAGUACAAAUUCCUUGACACCCGCCUCUCAAUUAGCACAAAUGCGUUUGGCAAGUUGUACAAACAUCCAUGAAGUUGUCGAUGAUGAUAAUUCCGGAAUGCGCAGCAGUUCACCCUCAACACAUUCAGAAGUUUUAGUACCACCAAUGUCUGUACAGCCGACUCGCAAAAAUAUUAAUUCAAGUAUAAGCAGUGUUGGGCGUAUUUGAGCCGCCCUCUGAUGG
Messenger RNA from Musca vetustissima, 2577 nucleotides. RefSeq names its product protein ECT2 (gene pbl). Lineage: Eukaryota; Metazoa; Arthropoda; Insecta; Diptera; Muscidae. The record is from RefSeq and is a predicted model, not a curated record. Gene Ontology annotation, cellular component: nucleus; cell cortex. Gene Ontology annotation, biological process: mitotic cytokinesis; nervous system development; regulation of cytokinesis, actomyosin contractile ring assembly. Gene Ontology annotation, molecular function: GTPase activator activity; guanyl-nucleotide exchange factor activity. The coding region runs from base 10 to 2562 and encodes 850 amino acids. The transcript is spliced from 12 exons.